AUGGCGCCGGGGCCGGGGCUGGUGCCGCUGGCCGCGCUGCGUGAUAUAACAGAGAAACAAAUCCUUUCUGUAGGUUCGCAAAUGCUGCUGCACAUCACGGUUCCCCAGAGGUUGCUCUCAAAAACAGCUGGAGAGACGGACACGGUGUCCUACGUCCUCGGGAUAGAGGGGAGGCCGUACACCCUUCACCUGCGGCAGCAAUUCUUUUUAUCCGAUGAUUUCAGGAUUUACACGUACAACGAGAAGGGAUCUUUGCGCUCUGACUCGCCCCAUGUCAAGGGAGGCUGCCACUACUGGGGCUACAUCGAUGGGUUCCCCAACUCGGCAGUGACCCUCAGCACCUGCUCGGGGCUCAGGGGCUUGCUGCAGUUUGAGAACGUCAGCUACGGGAUCGAGCCCCUGGGUUAUUCUCCUGCCUUCGAGCACUUUGUGUAUCGCGUGAGCGACGAGAAGGCGGCAGGUUCCCUCUUUGCCACCGGCCGCCGCGAGGGAGGGCCGGGGCGGCUGACGGCAGAGGAGGUGUCGUCCAAAGCGCGUGGAGAUGGCGAAGUGACGUCCAAGUACCAGAGAGAGCUGGCACUCCACGUCGUUUUGGAAAGGGCUUUGUACGACCACCUGGGUGCAGACGACUAUGUUGUGACGCAGAAGAUAGUUCAGGUCUCCAGCUUGCUCAGCAGCAUGUUCAGGUCUCUUAAUCUGACAGUUAUGCUGUCCUCCAUGGAGGUCUGGAUGGACAACAGUACAUUUAAGACAACAGGGCGUGGAGAAGAAGUGCUGGCGCGGCUCUUGAAGUGGAAGCAGACCAGCCCCACUGUGCAGCCCCACGAAGUGCCGUACCUGCUCCUGUACAGGGACCGAGCAGCGUUCGUGGGCGCAACGGCUCCGGGAAAGGCGUGUCAGAGGGACGCUGCCGGCGCGGUGGCCGUGUACCAAGGGGCCGUGACGCUGGAGUCCUUCUCCGUCCUCCUGGCCCAGCUGCUGGGACGCAGCCUGGGCGUGAGCUACGACGACUCCCGCGACUGCCGCUGCCCCGGGCGCGUCUGCCUCAUGAGCCGGGAGGCGCUACGUUUCAGUGGGGCGAAAGCCUUUAGCAGCUGCAGCAUCGGCGACUUUGAAACCUUCCUGAAGCAGAACAGGGACUGCCCUUUCAUCCGGCACACUCUGCGUCAGCCUUCCUACCGCGCCGCCGUCUGCGGCAACGGCGUCGUGGAGCCCGGCGAGCAGUGCGACUGCGGGGGAGCGGAGGCCUGCGCCUUAGACAAGUGCUGCACUCCGCAGUGUAAAUUCAAACAAGGAAUGAAGUGCUCCUUCGGAUUAUGUUGUGCAAAUUGCCAGUUCAAGCAGAAGAACUCGCAGUGCCGCCCCGCCGCCGAUGCGCAGUGUGACCUGGCCGAGUUCUGCAACGGGUCCUCCGCGUCCUGCCCCCCCGACCUGUACGUGCAGGACGGGCACGGCUGUGAGCGCGGCACCGGCUACUGCUACAAGGGGCGCUGCCAGUCCCCGGACCUGCAGUGCCAGCGGCUCUACGGGAGAGGUGCAAAAAAUGCUCCCUUGGCCUGUUACGAAGAAGUCAACAGUCAUCAGGACAGGUUUGGGCACUGUGGCAACCACCCGAAGGACGGCUAUCAGCCCUGUUCCUGGCCGAAUCUGGGAUGUGGAAAGCUAGUGUGUACGUACCCGAAUCGUAUUCCCUUCACAAAAGUCAAGGGUGCCAUAAUUUAUGCUCAAGUGCAAGGACAUCUCUGCGUGUCUUUCGAUUUUCUGCGUGGACCCACGGCGCUAGAUCCUCUCCUGGUAAAAGAAGGAACAAAAUGUGGUCCUGGAAAGGUUUGUAUGAACGGCACGUGCCACCCACAUUCGGUCCUCAAGUAUGACUGCAACGUGCAGAAAAAAUGCCACGGGCAUGGAGUGUGCAAUAACAAGAAGAACUGCCACUGCGAUCCGGGCUGGAACCCCCCGAGGUGCAAGACUCGAGGAUCCUCUGUCGGCGGCAGCAUCGACAGCAUGCUGGGCCGCGGUCAUAUCACCCAAAGCUCUGCCCCAGCCGUGCUGAAGAACUGGCUGCUGCUGAGCCUCAGCAUCAUCCUCCUCGCCCUGGUCUGUGGCACUGUCGUGAUCAUGAAGCGGAGCCAGCUGAAAAGAUUCUGUGCAAGGAGGGGAUCGCACGCGGAUGGCGACGGCCGCGACACGGACACGGACACGGACCCGGACCCGCAGCCGGACCCGCAGCGGGAGCCGGACCCGCAGCCGGGGCCGCGGCGCGGAGUGGGGUGCAGCGGGCAGGCAGCGCGGCCCCCGGCCCCUCUGCGGGGUGGCGGCCGGGGUCCGGGGAGGGCCGCGGCCUCGUGCGGUGGCCACCGCGUGUGGCCAAGGUGCCGAUCGCGAGGGCAUCAUCUCUGCUUUGUGCAUAGAGUGUUUUUGCCGGAGGAUUUCCGGAUCUAUACCGAUGGCCGAGGGGGGCUUGCGAGAUCCGAACUGGCGCAUAUCGAGCGUGACUGCUUCUACGAAGGCUACGUCGAGGGUUUCCCCAUUUCACUCGUGGCGCUUAGCACCUGCUCCGGCCUGAGCGGGAUCCUGCAGCUCGCGAAUGCCAGCUACGGGAUCAAGCCUCUGGAGGCUGCAGCCGGGUAUCAGCACCUCGUGUACCCAAUGCGGAAUGAAAACAUAGACAGUUGGCUGUUCAUAGAAAACGCCUCUCUUGCCCAGGCUGGGGAGGUGUCACGGCAGCGGGAGGAUGCAGUAGCAGGUAAACAGGCUGACAGCAGAUCCCCGCGGUAUCUGGAAAUGCACGCAGUUUUGGACAAGGCUCUGUAUGACUAUAUGGGAGCAGACAAGGAUGCUGUGACGGCCAAGAUAGUGCAGCUUUUCAGCUAUGUGAACAGUAUGUUUGCUCGCCUCAGUCUGACGAUAGCACUGUCUUCUCUGGAGUUUUGGACAGAAAAGAACAAAAUCCCAACCACGGGAGAUGCUGAGGAGUUGCUGCAGAGAUUUUUGCAGUGGAAGAAUGUGCAUCGUGUGCUGCGGCUGCAGGACAUAACAUUCCUAUUUGUUUACAGGGAGCAGACCCGUUAUGUGGGGGCAUCUUCUGCGAGGAAGCUGUGUCGCAGAAACCACGCUGGAGGGGUUGUCUUGUACCGGAGGUCUAUGACGCUGGAGGCGCUGGCAGUCGUCGUGGCCCAGCUGCUGGGCCUCGGCUUGGGGAUGGCGUUCGACGAUCCCGGCAGCUGUGACUGCGCUGGAGCCGCCUGCAUAAUGCAGGCCAGCUCGGUACACUCAACUGGUGUGAAAGCCUUCAGCAGCUGCAGCAUAAGAGACUUUCAGCGCUUUCUCGCCGCGGGAGAAGGGCAGUGCCUGCUGAACAGGCCAGCUCUGGAUGCAGCGUAUAAAGCUCCUCUGUGCGGCAACAAGGUGGUGGAGCCGGGAGAGGCUUGCGACUGCGGUUCAGCAGAGGAAUGUCAGCGCGACCCGUGCUGCGCCGUUGGCUGCAGGAUGAGGAGAGGGGCGCAGUGCCUGUCGGGACCGUGCUGCCGGAAUUGCCAGUUUUUGAAAAGAGGCACGUUAUGUAGAAGCAGCUCCGAGGACGAAGGUGGGUUGAAGGAGUAUUGCAACGGUACCUCUGGGGACUGCACACCCGAUCUCUGGGUCAUGGACGGGCACCCCUGCAGCAGGAACACUGCCUUCUGCUACCAGGGAGUCUGCCAGACAGCCGACAAGCAGUGUCAGAAGGUCUUCGGCCAAGGGGCCAAGAACGGGCCCUUGGCCUGCUACGAAGAAAUUAACAGCCAAAGGGACAGAAUGGGACAUUGUGGCUCCGAUCGGCACGGUUACCAGCAUUGUGCAUGGAAGGAUCUCCGAUGUGGGAAGCUCGUGUGUGAAUAUCCAGGCUCCAAGCCCUUUACCAAGGAGAAGGCUGCGGUGAUUUACGCUCGGGUGCAGAACACGCUGUGUGUGACAUUAGACUACAUGAAGCCUCUCACGGAGAGGGACCCCAUGCUGGUGAACAACGGCACUGUCUGCGAUGACCACAAGAUCUGCCUGAACCAGCGGUGUGUGCCUGCUGCAGUCCUGAACUAUAAGUGUGAGAUGAAGACAAAGUGCCACAAUCAUGGUCUGGCUAUGUCCUGCCGCUCCCUGCCUGUCAUGCAGGUCUGCAAUAACCAAGGGAGCUGCCAUUGCCAUCCUGGCUGGAAACCACCGACUUGCCAGGAGAAGGCAGGGGUGAUGGGCGGGAGCGGCAGCAGCGCGUCCAGAGAUGAUGAAGCAGAUGUCAGGAGAGGGGGCUCGCUGAAGCUGUGGCUGCUUCUGACCUUCUGUCUCUUUGUGCCUGUCACUGCUGGGCUCGUCCUCAUGGCACUAAGGAGAAGAGGCCCAAAGUGCUGUCUUGCCACAGAGGAGCUGGAUGGAGACAAGUUGGAAGACAAAGACUGUGUGGAUGAGGAAAGGAGCGUGUUGGAUGUGUAGCGGCACAGCAGGGAAGGAUGUUGAAACCGUCUGGGGCCUGGCAGCGUCGGGCCGCGAGAGCCAGGGAGCCCCGCACGGAGGAGCCAGGGAGGCCCGCGGAGGAGGCGCCCGCGGCGCCGGGCACGGGUGCGAAGGCUCCGCAGCCUGUGUAGUGGUCACCGUAAGCAUGUGUAGCGCGUCUCUUCUGGUGUUUGUUGUUCAGUAAAAGGUGUCUCUGAUCUCUGAGGGGCUGUGUCAUCCCUGCGGAGCGGUGCUGUGUGCUGGAGCCGUGCCUGCACUGGGAGGACCCCCCCAAGUGAGCGUAGGAGCCCCGGCUGUGAUGGUGUGGGCAAGGGCUGCUCCUGCCCAGGACACAGCCAGGAGACGUGUCCAGCCCUGGCACGUGCCCAGGGUGGUGCCAGCGACCGACCGACCGAGCGAGAGGUGCCUGCCAGCCCUGGCCCUCGCUGCACGUAGAGCCGGUGAGGCAGGAGGGGAGCAGGCCAGUCGCUGUCAGUCUGUGUCAGCCGCUGUCCCCAGGAAGGACCAGGCAGCAAACCUGGGAGAGGGGCUGCCCGACACCCCCGGGGGCAGCUGACUGCCCCGCUGCGGCACAGCACGGCCGCCUUAGCCUGCGGGCCAGGACAUCGCUAACCUCCAGCCCUGCCCCGGGGAGGGGCACCCACGUUUCCUGCAGUGCUCUCAGACCUGCACCCCACAGAGAUGCCUGUCUUGCUGUCCGUACCCCGAUUAACACAGCCCUUCCCUUUCCAUGCACCCACAGCGUCUCCCGCCCCGACCCCGGCGUGGGCAGCUCUCCGUGCAGGCAACACUCACGGUGCUACUUUUCCCCAGCAAACCUCUGUUUUGGCAGGGCCCCGCUCAGAGCAUCCUGCCAAGCCCCCCCGUCAAAUGGGGGGACCCACUGGGCCACCCCAGUGACCGUCAGCCGUGGGGACCCUGCCCAGCCAGGCGCCGGGAUGGGGUGGUUCCCAGCGGCGCCGGGGGGCUCAUGCCAUCGCGGCCAACACACAGGAAGAGCACGGGGCGGAUGCGCCGUCCCUGUCGUGGCCGCAGGCUCCUUCCCGCUGGCGUGGGGCCGGCAGGAGGGUGGGCUGGGGCGGCGGAGGAAGCCUGACUCAUUGGAGCAGGCGCCACACCAGGAAAUCCCCCCCGCCAUGCUGGGCGGCCCCCUCCCCGCCCUGGCUGCCGCCCAUGUCCUCUGGACAGGCAAACCAUGGUGCUCACCCUCACGCCUGGGUGGGCUCGAGGUGCCCUGCCUGGCUCCGGCACGCCCCAGCGAACAAUACCCUUCCAGCCUGUCCACGAGAAAGACCCACACAGUUGUGUCCCACCUCGGGCCUCCUGGUCCCAGCUAACCCCAGGGGGAAACGCAGGGGAGUGGGCGCAGAGAGAAAACAGCACCAGCGUGGCCUCGCUGCAGCCCGGCGC
Molecule: messenger RNA, 5892 nt
Organism: Phalacrocorax carbo (great cormorant)
Lineage: Eukaryota; Metazoa; Chordata; Aves; Suliformes; Phalacrocoracidae
Source: RefSeq, a predicted model, not a curated record